Molecule: messenger RNA, 1828 nt
Organism: Diabrotica balteata
Lineage: Eukaryota; Metazoa; Arthropoda; Insecta; Coleoptera; Chrysomelidae
Source: the annotation of a GenBank genome assembly
GUUUUUAUUGUAAACCAAAGCAAAAUUCUCUCAAUUGCUAAUCACAAAACAAAUAUUUUCUUUGUGGAUUUUAAAACCACAUGAGAAAACAAUAUUUUGUUUUUCUAGGGCAUCCUGCUGUUUUUCAAAAUUCAAAAAAGGUGGGAGUGCUUUUAAUAAUAAGUGCUGUGCACAUUUCUAAAGUUUUAAUAUCAUAUUUUGUAGUGUGUGCAGAUUGUGUAAAACGAAAGAUGUGUCCUGUAUCUGGUUUGGUUCAGUUUCUGAUAGUUCUUGUAACAGUGUUGCUGGUAUGUCAUGCGGUAAUAGUUAACAGUUGCAAGGUCAAAUUUAAGCCUAAUGCUACCAAAAUACACAUGUAUGACUCUGUUCAAGUCCAAUACGAGAUCAAGGUAAUAGCAGAUCAAGGAAGCGAGUUUAUUCUGUUUUCCGAAAAUGACAAUAUAGCAUCACUUGACAAAGAAUAUCUUAUAUCUUCAAGUAAUAAUUAUAAAGGAAGUUUUAAUAUAACGGGUAACUUUUUAGGUAAAACAGUAGUUUCCUGUAGAAAAAAAAUACAAGGAACUAAAACGCCAAACAGCAGCAUGGAUGUUAUAGUUGUCAGAAAAAAGCGGUUUAUUGAUAAAAUGUUUACCGGUUCUGUGGCUACAUUAAUCAGUAUUUUGUAUAUUAAUUUUGGUUGUGCUUUAGACUGGAAAGAACUUAAGACAAUUCUGAAGAAACCAAUUGGGCCAGCAAUAGGACUAUUUGGCCAUUUUGUCGUAAUGCCUUUGCUGAGUUAUACCUUAGGAGUAAUAUUGUUUCCAAACACCCCCGAAAUGCAGUUGGGUCUCUUUUUCACGGGUGUGUCACCAGCUGGAGGUGCGUCAAAUGUUUGGGCCGUACUUCUUGAAGGAAACAUAAGUUUAUCAAUCACAAUGACAGCUGCUAGUACCAUAGCAGCUUUCGCUUUCAUGCCAUUAUGGAUUUUCACACUAGGCAGAGUAAUUUUCGACAACGCACAGUUGAAAGUACCUUAUGUAGAGAUAAUGACUUAUGUUGUAGCAUUAGUCGUACCUUUAUCAAUUGGGUGUUUAAUACAAAGAUACUUAAAAAAGGUUUCCCACUUUUUAGUAAAAAUUAUGAAAGGAUUCUCAGCGUUGUUGAUAUUAUUUAUUAUAAUUUUUGCAAUUGUGACAAAUGCAUACAUAUUUAAACUUUUCUCGUGGCAGAUAAUUGUAGCAGGGAUGGGUAUACCUUGGAUAGGCUAUCUAGCAGGUUUUUUGAUGGCGAAAUUGUUAAGACAAAAUCCCAUAGACUCUCUAACUGUUGCCAUUGAAGUUGGUAUUCAAAAUACUGGUAUAGCUAUAUUCUUGCUAAAUUUUGCUUUAAUCCAACCUGAAGCAGAUCUAACAACAGUGGCUCCAGUCUCAGUGGCAGUUUUAACACCAUUCCCUUUAUUGUUCUUGUUUAUCAUUAAGAAGCUCAAAGCCCAGUUUUAUCACUCGCAUUCAAAACUAUCACAAGAAGACAACGUAAAAGUAGACAAUAAUAACUCAACUGAAAACAUAUCCAACAACAGCGAAUUAAGAACGGUCUACUGAGAUGUGUAUACGAUUUAUUUAUCAUGCAAAGAAAAAUGUAUAGUAUACUGUUUAGAAUGUGUGUUGUUUACUAUAGAGAAACUUCAUUAUAGUUUUAUUUUAUAUAAAAAUGCGCAAUGAAUUUUUAAAAAUUUCUCUGAAGUUGUUUAAAUCCAAUCCUCAAAUAUGUAUAAUGGUUUAUAUUAUUUAUAUAAGUGGUUUUAUGUAAAAACGAAUAUUUUACAUUAUUAAACAAUAGUAUUAAUUUG